AUGGCUACCCUUACACCGCUGAGCCAUCUUCAGAUUUGCAUCUAUAUGCCAUGCUCGUUCUCUCUUUAUUUCUACUUCAUCGCACAAUUCUCACAGAUUGUUCCUGCGUGCCGUAUCUUCCAGCAAAUGCUGCGGAUAUCUCAGAAGCCUUUAAUCGAUAUUUCCCUCUUAUGGAGUUGGACAGACAUCCAACACGAUGAGCGGAUCUCUCAAGUUGCCGAUCAGUUCGUGGAAAAUGUUGAGGAAGCCGCUCGGGCACAGGCCACAUUUCAUAGAUGCCAGCAUCUCAACUAUGCGGUUGGUCAUCAAGAUGUAUACGGCGGGUAUGGAGAGAAGAAUCGGAGACGCCUGCUAGAGAUCAGCUCAAAGUAUGAUCCAGAUAGGCUGAUGCCAAAAAUGCGUCCAGGUAUCAUCCAGUUAUCAGGUUCUCAGAAGGUGUAA
This is a messenger RNA of Trichoderma atroviride IMI 206040, 441 nucleotides long. The record is from RefSeq and is a predicted model, not a curated record. NCBI's taxonomy places the organism in Eukaryota, Fungi, Ascomycota, Sordariomycetes, Hypocreales, Hypocreaceae.